AAGCGACGGGGGCGGUUGGGCUGUGGGGCUCGCAGGCAGCAGGGCGAGGCGCGGCGCGGCGGCCACCGGGCCCCGUACCUGGAAGCAAUUCUGACCCCAGUAAAUUGCGAUCCAUGGCUACAGUGCUAAUAUGCCGAAGAUUUCCAGGACUCAGCAGGGUGACUGCAUUUUCGACUACCACUAAGUGCAAGGCCGAGAACGGAAGCGAAAGGAAGCGGAAGAAGGAAGAGACCCCAGAAACGGCCAACACUGGAACUGAACCUACGGCUACAAUCCAGUUGCUGAAUCCUUUGGGCUAUAGAGUAUUGUACAAUCCAUCUGCCUAUGCCAAGAGCAGAGCUGUCUCCCAGCAGCAUGCAGCUAGAAACCGUGGCCAGGCUCUUGAUGGCACUUUCUCCAGCACUGGCACUGCGCAGGUUCAGAGUACGUUCAGUACCACCUCUUCUCAGGCUUUGCCAGCUAUCAAAAAUGCCCUGCCAAACCCAAAGUUCAAACCAUUCCUCAAGCAGACUGUCGCAGCGCAGCCAUCUGCAGCACAGACCAAGGAAGAGACAGAAAUGGAAAAAACAGAGAUGCAUGACUCUAAGGAGGACCCUCGCAUGUUCCAGAAAGGGAGGCCUGAGUACCAAUCUCUCAGUUACAAUAAGUUUGAACUGAUAGAGGCCCUUUCUUUAGAAGAAGGUGAUUCGAUUUUACGCAGUAUAACUCUAUGCAAGGACAGCCAGAGCCCAGAAACCAUCACAGAUUUUUUUCGGAAGCUGAGUUGUUUGCCGGUGGAACGACACGCGGUGUUGAGAUCUGACCCCAGGUUUAAUAGGCUAUGUAGCUGUGCUGUUGAAAGCAUCCGGUUGUUCAGUACGUCAGAACUCAUUGAUAUUUUAAAGGCUUUUGUUCGUUUAGUUAUUCCACCCACCCACCCAAUGCUGAAUGCAUACGAGAAAGAAUUCUGCCGGCGAGUGUGGGACAUGAACCUGGACCAGCUGCUGCUGGUGGCUGAUUGCUGGCGCUGCCUGGAGCGUAGCGUGCCUUCCUACUUGAGCAUUUUGUUCAGCUAUGCCAAUAUGCAUUGGAAGGACCUCACCUUGCCCCAAUUUGUUCAACUGGUUUAUAUCAUAGGUGAAGGGCGGAAGUCGCCCACAGACUUAAUGCAGAAGCUGGAGAGCUUGAUUUUGAAGUACUUGGAUUCCUUCACCUCGGAGGAGGUGGGUGCUAUUUGCUUAGGGCUCUUCAAGUCAAUCAGUGGUAUCUCUGACCGUGUCAUGAGAAAAAUUGGAGACAAGGUCUCCCUCCAGAUGGAAAACAUGAGCACUUACGCUUUAGUGAAUGUACUUAAAAUGCUCCGCUACAGUCGCAUAGAUCACUUACCGCUCCUGAAGCAACUUGGGAAGGUUAUUCCCCCUCGGAUUCCUAUGAUAAACAUCCAGGGCAUCAUGCACAUCGCUCUUUCCUGUUCAUCCCUACACUACUAUGAUGAAGAUAUUUUGGCUGCUGUAGCUAUGUCAUUGCCUUCCAAGGUAACUUAUUGCCGAAGCAAAGAUGCUGCCAAGUUCCUGUGGUCAUUUGGAUGCCUGGACUAUGAGCCUCCAAAUGAGGAACAGUUUUACUCCAGUCUGAUAGAGCAAAUGCAUAGAAAACUCCAUGAAUUUGAGAAGUUUCCAGAGCACCUUCUUACUGGUUUGCUUGGCCUGGCAUUUGUCCAGCGCUUCCCAGCUGAGCUGAUAGACUAUGCUUUGAGUAAUGAGUUUGUCCAGAAAACAAGAGAGAGUAAAUAUGAGCUCAGAAAGGACCUGUUCACCCUCGGCAGGAGUGUUGAAAUUGAGUGCCCAGGUUACAAAGGCAGCCGCCUUUCACCCCAGCUUUAUGAAGAGAUUACUGAGAUGGUUUUGAAUUUUGCCGAGGAGGAAAUCUAUGUCAGACCUGAAAUUGUGGAAGCUGUAUCCCUUCUUGAGAGCAUGUUAGGUGGCCCUGAGUAUGUGAAAAGCCACAUGCUUUUGCCUCACACCAGAUCAAGUGAUCUGGAGAUUCAUUUGGCCAUGGAUGGGCAUCCCAUCCCAUUCAACUUCAAAGGUGCUACUACAGAUAAAAAACUAAAAGACAUUGGUGUUAAUCUGACAGAUGACUUGCUGACUCAGCUUAUAAAAGGGAGAUCUAAUAGCCAGUCUGCCAUGGAAGUGGAAAAUGAAGCCAAGGCUCAUGGUCAGGAGAGGGCAGAAGAAGCACAGGCUCCCAGUACAGGGGGGCGCACUGCAUUUUCAGAUGGAGCUUCUGUCACAGGUGCCAGGUUGAAAGUUUGGCCUAAAUCACAGAGGUGUCUUGAAACCCCUCUUUCCCCUGUGCUGAAUCAGCAGCCUGGAGAGGUGAAACUAGCUAUUCAGGUGUCCAACCGAAACCACUAUUGCUACUGCUCCAAGCGGCUCUUGGGGCUGCACAGUUUGAAAAGAAGGCAGCUCCGGCAGCUGGGGUAUGUGGUGGUCGAGCUUCCUUUCUGGGAAUGGUUUCCUCUGCUCAAACGUACGCGUUUGGAGAAACUGAGCUACCUCCAUUACAAAGUGUUCAACCCGGCGCUGCUUAGGGGAGCUGGGUAGUACAAUCCAGGGUAGUGCUUGCUCAGCUAGAGGCUGACAGAACCGCCCAAAAACAUCUCUGUUUCUGAUUGCUGGUCUCUGAAUAUUAGUUCAGUUUUUGGCAGGGGCUUUGGCUGAGGCUGCCCUGGUGUGUUAGCCAGUUUUGUUCUGCUUUGCUCACAGUUGUAUGCCUCGUGCUGUCCCUUAUUACAUAGAUCCUCUAAUGCUUCCAUUAUAAAUAAAACCUAUUGUCGUAUUUA
Rhea pennata is the source of this 2824-nucleotide messenger RNA. RefSeq names its product FAST kinase domains 5 (gene FASTKD5). Lineage: Eukaryota; Metazoa; Chordata; Aves; Rheiformes; Rheidae. The record is from RefSeq and is a predicted model, not a curated record. Gene Ontology annotation, molecular function: RNA binding. Gene Ontology annotation, biological process: regulation of mitochondrial mRNA stability; mitochondrial RNA processing. Gene Ontology annotation, cellular component: ribonucleoprotein granule; mitochondrial matrix. The coding region runs from base 114 to 2585 and encodes 823 amino acids. The transcript has 2 exons.